CUGACACGCAGAAAUCUGGAGGCGUGUCGCGUUUUUUUGUUUGUUUAUUUUGUAUUUUCUUUAAUAAAGCUUAAUUAAGAUUGAAGUUAUUUUAGGUUUUAGUUAUUUUAGACACUGUAUGCUUUAUCUCUGAUUUGUCUUUGGUUGGGCCUUCAUUGCUUCGUGUACCUCGUCUCACGCGUUGCUGUUUUGAGUCGACAGCGUUUGACAGUCGCUCUCACGGUGAGCCAAGUAGCGUUUGGUUAGCCAUCGAGCUAGCUAGCCCUCUAGUUCCCCAUGUAUUGCUAGCUACCGUUAUUAGUAACGGGUAAGCCAUUCGGAGGGGUGGUUGACAAGAGGUAGCUAACGUUAGCGAGCAAAACCGCAUAUCGGCAUUUCGUCAAUGGGCUCAUGAUAACAGGUGUUGUAGCUAACGUUAGCUAGUUGAAUGAGCAGCUGUGAACUGACACCUGGUUGACGGCUACAGACGGAAGAAAAGGCUAAACUUGCUUGCUGCGUAUUGUUGUCAGUGGGAGCUGUCCAUAUUAAACAGUCGGGAACACGGCACCGGCAGCUGUUCGCCUGUCUGUGUACAAAGCAGUCGGCACCGUUAGCUGCCUUUCGACUCGAAACAACCCCUCGUCAAAAAAUAAGAAGCUUUCAUCUAGAGAAGACUCACUCUCUUAACGCGGUCCUGGCUGGAGGAGCUCUCAUCAACAUGCUGCUGCACUGAGACGGAUAUAUUGACGGAAGGACGGACAUAUAGACCCACUCCCCUGGUGUCUUCCCCGUCUCGGCUGUUUUCUCCCCCCCCCCCCCUAUAUGGAGCGCGCUAUGGAAUACCCUCGCCCAGCGGAGCGGGACAGUUCUCCUCUGUAGAGCCCUCUCCUGGGAACACGAUCCGUAAGGAAUCGGCACAGAACAGCAGAUCUCCUCGUCAGUCUCUUGAGUCCUCCUACGCUGCCUUGAGAAGAUGUCCGUGAGCCUGGCUGAGGAAGACAUUCACACGGAGGGUGGAAGUAGUAGACCGCUCAAUGAUGACUCGAUGAGGAAGCACUCCCCAUCCCCUGAACCUUUCCAGGGACAGGAGGGCACUGGGGGCACCGGGGAGGGCAUGGAGGCAGAGGAGAGCGCCACACAGGACUCACAGAGGCGUACUCAGAACCACGGACAUGGCAGGAAACGAGCCAGGUCCAAUGCCAAGCUGAAGCUGGUGAGGAGCCUGGCGGUGUGUGAGGAGUCAUCAGGUCCGUUCUGUACUGACGGACCUCCAGACAUUAUCCAACUCCACAUCAGCUGUCCCUCGGACAAGGAGGAGGAGAAGUCUUCGAAGGAUGACUAUGAGAACGAGGAGGAGGAUGAGGAGGAGGAGAAGAACAGGACUCCACGCAAGAUGCUGUCACGAGACUCCAGCCAGGAGUACACAGACUCCACCGGGAUCGACGUGCAUGACUUCCUGGUCAACACACUGAAAAACAACCCCAGGGAUCGAAUGAUGCUGAUGAAACUAGAACAAGAUAUCCUGGAGUUCAUUAAUGACGACAAUAACCAGUACAAGAAGUUUCCCCAGAUGACGUUGUUUACCACCGCAUGCUGCUGCACACGUGUGCGGCCUUUUGGCAUGGACCACAACGUAGACCAGACUGGCAAGGCAUUGUUCAUCAACAAGACUGGUAACACACGCAUCCCAGAGCAGAGGUUCUCAGAGCACAUCAAGGAUGAGAGUAAAAAUUUCCAGAAGAAGUUUAUCCUCAAGAGAGACUCUCUUAUCUGAGGAUAUAAUCAGAUCCGCGUGCCGUUGUCGGACGGGCGGCGCAGCAAAUCCAUAGAGGAGAGGGAGGAGGAGUAUCAGAGAGUACGAGACCGGAUCUUUUCCCGAGAAUCCUCUCAGAAUGGAUACAUCAACGACAACAGACUUUCGCCUGAAGGCUACUCCUCUACCUCUCAAAAGAGGAGGCAGAUCUUUAGGGGUGACCUUGAGAGCUCCAGCCGUGCGUCCAGCAGUCGUCAGAGCAGCACUGACAGUGAUAUGAAGUGCCUGGAGCCAAGGCCCUGGAGCAGCACAGACUCUGAUAGUUCAAACAGGACCCUACGGCCCCCGGUCACCAAGGCUUCCAGCUUCUCUGGCAUCUCCAUUCUGACCAGAGGAGAUAGUCUGGGCAGCAACAAGAGCUCUCAGGGCAGCUGCAGGGCUCACGCACUGCCCCCAGUCCCCCAGCCUGGCCCCUGCCCCGGGGUCGCAGUCUACUGCCCUGCCCCUCCCAGGUCCAGACCCAACCCCCAGACCGCCCUAUUGCCCACCCCACAGCAACACCCCAUGGGCAACUAUAACCAUAACCACAUGACUCAGAUAUCUUAUUACACCCCUGGGCAGCAGUACCCCAGCACAGGGCAGCAGUACCCCAGCACAGGGCAGCAGUACCCCAGCACAGGGCAGCAGUACCCCAGCACAGGGCAACAGUACCCCAGCACAGGGCAGCAGUACCGGCCUGGACCCAUGUCUCACCAGGUGUCCUACCCUGCUCAGCCCAUGCCCCAGCCCAUGGCUCAGCCCACACAGCAGUCUGCUCUCCAGACCAUGAUGCCCAGCCAGCAGCCCCAUUACCAGGGAAUGAUAGGAGUAUCCCAGCAGCCCCAGAACCAGGCCCUCCUCACCUCCCAGGGGCAGGGCAUGCAUGGACAGGUGACGGCCAUGAUGGUUCAGUACCCACAGAUGCCCUCAUAUCAGGUCCCUGUGGCCAGUGACUCUCAACAGGUGAUCCAGCAGUACCAGCAGCAGGUCAUGGUGCCAGUCAGCCAGUCUGUGCAGACUGUCCAGGGGCCCAUGCCCGUAUACUACAGCGUCAUCACCCCCACACAACAGAACAACACAAGUCCAUCAGUAGGGUACCUGCAGCCCAGCUCAGAGCAGUACCCGAUGAACCCGUCUACUUCUCCCUGCAGCCCUCCACAGAUACAGCAGCAAUAUUCAGGGGUGGCCCCCCCGGGGCCUGGGGUGAUGGUCAUGCAGCUUAGUGUCCCCAACGGACCCCAGCCUACCCACAAUCCUCCUCUGGUCCAGUGGAACCCCUGCAAGUACUACAGCCUCGAGCAGAGACCCAGUAAGCCUGGAGAACUCUACAAAUCUGACAACACACAACAGACGAGUACACAGAUGCAGAGCAGUCCUCUGUCCUCCCCCACCCAGUCUCCCACCCCCUCCCCCUCGGGCAGCGUGAGCAGUGUCUGUCCAGGCCUCGGCCCUCUGCCCCUACUGUCACAGUUCCCCCGGCCCGGACCAGGACCCGCACAAGGUGACGGGCGCUACUCUCUGUUGGGCCAGCCUCUCCAGUACAGCCUCUGUCCCUCUCCUCUCAUCCACAGCCAGACCAAUUACAGCUCACAUCAGAGCCAGGUAGGAAUGAAGCAUGGGGCGAGAGGGAAGAGACAGACACUGAAGUCUCAAUCUACAGACCUGGGGACCACUGACGUAGUGGUGAGUCGGGUGUUGGAGGUGACAGAUCUCCCAGAGGGCAUCAGUCGCCCUGAGGCUGAGAAGCUCUUCAACCAGCUGUCCAUGUGCGGUGCCAAGAUCCAGUGGCUCAAGGACCCGGUGGUCGGGGGCCGUGGAGGCUACGGUGGCCCAGGAGGGCAUCGUGGUCCUGGGGCUGGGAUGGGGCCUGGAGGGGGGAAGGGCGACGGCAGCGACCCAGCUCACCUCUACACGGUGGUGGCUGUGUUCCCUUCCACCAUGGCUGCACAGAGUGCUUCCUUCAAACUCAACAACAGUGGGGCGAGCCUCUUCAAACUGAGGGCCGCCAAAAAGAACUAUGACCUAAGAGUCCUGGAGAGGGCCAGCUCCCAGUGAAAAGGAAGAGGAGGGGAGAGGGCCAGCUCCCAGUGAAGAGGAGGGGAGAGGGCCAGCUCCCAGUGAAAAGGAAGAGGAGGGGAGAGGGCCAGCUCCCAGUGAAAAGGAAGAGGAGGGGAGAGGGCCAGCUCCCAGUGUAAAGGAGGCGAGAGGGCCAGCUCCCAGUGAAGAGGAAGAGGAGGGGAGAGGGCCAACUCCCAGUGAAAAGGAAGAGGAGGGGAGAGGGCCAGCUCCCAGUGAAAAGGAAGAGGAGGGGAGAGGGCCAGCUCCCAGUGAAGAGGAAGAGGAGGGGAGAGGGCCAACUCCCAGU
Oncorhynchus masou masou (cherry salmon) is the source of this 4136-nucleotide messenger RNA. Its product is annotated as R3H domain-containing protein 2-like. Gene Ontology annotation, molecular function: nucleic acid binding. Lineage: Eukaryota; Metazoa; Chordata; Actinopteri; Salmoniformes; Salmonidae. The record is from RefSeq and is a predicted model, not a curated record.